Molecule: messenger RNA, 1449 nt
Organism: Nerophis lumbriciformis (worm pipefish)
Lineage: Eukaryota; Metazoa; Chordata; Actinopteri; Syngnathiformes; Syngnathidae
Product: complexin-2-like
Biological process (GO): synaptic vesicle exocytosis; regulation of neurotransmitter secretion; neurotransmitter transport
Cellular component (GO): SNARE complex; terminal bouton
Molecular function (GO): syntaxin binding
Source: RefSeq, a predicted model, not a curated record
GCAGCAAGGACGUCCUCCCCCUUUUUUUUUUUUUUUUUUUGUCCCUCCUCCUCCUCACAUCUGCAGACGAUGCGAAGGACGAGAGCCGCUAGGACAACUUCCGACUCUCUGACCGCGCGAGGCUCGCAGAUCUCAUCUUCUCUCCUUGCUGGUAACCUGUGAAUGUGACAUCGCUUCGCCUGGGCAGGGAAUAAAAAAGCCAUCGCCAUGAAUUUCGUAAUGAAGCAAGCGUUGGGAGGGGCCACCAAAGACAUGGGGAAGAUGCUCGGCGGGGAGGAGGAGAAGGACCCCGAUGCUCAGAAAAAAGAGGAGGAGAGGCAAGAGGCGCUGAGGCAACAGGAGGAGGAGAGGAAGGCCAAGUACGCAAAGAUGGAGGCCGAGAGAGAAAACAUCCGACAGGGCAUCAGGGAUAAGUACGGCAUCAAGAAGAAGGAGGAGAAGGAGGCGGAGGCGGCGGCCGCCAUGGAGCAGGCCUCCGAGGGCAGCCUGACCCGCCCAAAGAAGGCGGUGCCCACCGGCUGCGGCGACGAGGAGGAGGAGGAGAGCAUCGUGGACACGGUCAUGAAGUUCAUACCGACUCCGCUCAUGGAUAUGUUCAGUAAAAAAUAAACCUUCCCGCCGCGCUCCUAUCUGCCCCUCCCCCUCCCCUUCUUCGCUCUUCUUCUCUUCUCAAUGUGCUGCAGCUGCACAACGUGUGACGUCAUCCUCCACUUUCUCUGUGGGGGGUCAACUUUUUUUUUUUGGUUCUAAAACAUGCUGAUCGGAGGUUUUUUCCAUUUAUUGUAAUGUUGUUUUUUUCGCUUUUAUUUGUAAAUAAAAAAACAAUAAUGAUAUAUAUAUAUAAAUAUAUGACAUUACGGAUAGAUGAGUACAAGCCAUAUUUUUAUCUUUAAAGACGAUAUCCAAAUCAUUUUUCUUUUACUUUCUUAGUAAUAUUUGAUACACGCGGUCUCUCUCUCUGUGUGUGUGUGUGUGUGUGCGUGUGUGUGUGUGUGUUGUGUGUGUGUUGUAUUUCUACCCUUCUUGAGACAUCAACAAGGAAAAGUAGCUUCCACAUGAGGAGGUGUGAACAAGUUAAAGUACCAAUGAUUGUCACACACACACUAGGUGUGGUGAAAUUUGACCCAUUACCCUUGUUCACCCCCUGGGAGGUGAGGGGAGCAGUGAGCAGCAGCGGUGCCGCGCCCGGGAAUCAUUUUUGGUGAUUGUUAGGACAUAAAUCAUGGUCCCAAUACGGAAAACCAUUGCAUCUAAUAGAGAAUGUUUUUUUGUUUUUUUGUCCUGUCCAGCUGUGUGUCGGUUUUAAAAGUGUUCCCCCUCUGGUCAACAUAUGAAAUAAGUGUGUGUCAGAAAUUGAAAUGCGCCCCCUUUGGCCAAAAUUAAAUUUAAAAAAAUAUAUAUGUAUAUAGAGACAUAGUGUAAUACCUUGACGUAAAUAAUGAAGAUUAA